This is a messenger RNA of Colias croceus (clouded yellow), 2463 nucleotides long. RefSeq names its product formin-like protein 20. The transcript has 4 exons. The coding region runs from base 217 to 1755 and encodes 512 amino acids. Gene Ontology annotation, molecular function: nucleic acid binding; zinc ion binding. Lineage: Eukaryota; Metazoa; Arthropoda; Insecta; Lepidoptera; Pieridae. The record is from RefSeq and is a predicted model, not a curated record.
CUAGCAAUGCUCGUAGUUGCUUAACCAAUAUACUGUACUGAGGAAAUAGUGAUAAAAGGUUUAAAGAUUUUAAUUACUAAUGUUACAAUCGAAAAAAUUUCGAUUUAUACCACCUCACCACAAAAAUAUUGUGUGCCAAAAAUUAUAAAAAACGGAGGCGCCACGGCCACAAGGGACCGGUUGAUUCUUCUCAUAAAAUUUCAAUGUGUUCUGGAAAUGGUUUGCAAAGAGGACGUGGUAUCAUGGUUUAAAGAAUUGGAAAGCUAUAAACGUAUAGAUGCAAUGUGUACAUUACUAAAUAUGUGCUUGCCAUUCGAACUACGUUUCAUUGGGACAUACUUGGAAGAACUCGGAAAACGAGACUUUCAGGAGUUGCGUGGUGCAGAACUCAGAGCCAAUAACCCGACAGAUCUUGCCGCAGAUAUUGGGGGAGCAGACACAGACUCUAGGACGCGGCGAAAAAUGGCUCUAUAUGUCUCUUUACUGAGAUCUUGUAACUUCGCUUGUGCUACCACAUUGUAUAAUGCUAUGGUAAAUUUAGAGCAAAGUGGCCUUCUGAAAGGUUUAUAUGGUGAUCUACUCGAAGAAAUUUUGCUACUAUAUACAAUGGCACUUCAUCACCCAGCCUUUACUUUUGACCAAAAGUCACAUUUUGGUGACAUAUUAGAAAAAUUAAAACUGGAAGAUCAGCGGAUACAGUAUCAAGAGCAACAAGAACAUAUAAAUGUUGCACCAGUGAGCAGUUGCCAUACUCAGCCUAGUAUCACACCUAACAUGUCUGUUCCACCACCUAAUAUGACAAAUAUGGGGCCACCGCCUGGGAUCAUGUUUGUAAAGACUUCAGGGGUUCAGGCUCCCAGUACAGAUGCAGUGCAAGAAAUUAACUCUCCGACAGUGAUAACUAGUGGCGGAGGUCUGCCCAUGCUGUCUGAUGUGCCUCACCCACCACCAGGAUUACCUAUACCACAGUAUAAUAUAGGAGAAUAUAUGGGACAGCAUACUUGGCCAGCAAAUAUUAUUGUGUCACCACUGAAUCAACCUAUAGAGGUGUUAAAUUUCGGUGCGCCGGGUGCGCCGCCGUCCCCGCUGGUGUCGUCGCCGGGCGACAGCCGCGCGGCGUCUCCCCGCUCGCGGCGCCGCCUGUCGCGCGACCGCUCGCCGCCGCUGCCCACUGACCCGCCUAUAGCGCAUCUAGCCGCCAACUUCGACACUUUGGCUGUUGGCGAGUUAAGACAUACGAUCGGCGAGGAGCGGCUGCGCGAGAUCAGCGCGGUGCACCACCAGUACCGGUCGCUGGAGAAGCUGAACGGGGUGCGGCGGCGCGCCGGCGCGUACUGCCCGCCCGCGCGCUCGUCGUCCGACAGCGGGUCGAGCGCCGCGUCGUCCCCGCCGGGCACGCCCGCGCCCGCGCCGCGCCGCCCCGCGCCCUCCGCGCCCGCGCCGCCCGCGCCCGGCCCGCCCGUGCCCUUCAUCCCCUACCCGCGCCCCUACCCGUACCCGACGCCGCCGCCCGCCUACCGCCCGCCGCCGCCGCCCUUCGCCAACGGCGAGCCGCCGCCGUACCCCGCGCCGGCGCCGUACGCCGGCUUCGUGCCCGUGCUGUACGCGCCGCCGAAGCUCUCGUGCUGGAACUGCGGCGCCGCCGGCCACGCGGGCCACGAGUGCAAGGAGCCGAGCAUGGAGGAGAUGACGCGCGCGGGCGGCUACCAGCUCGACUUCGGCGGCGCGCCCCCGCCCGAGGCCGCCGACAAGUAGGCGCCGGCCCGGGCCCGCCGCGGCGCCGCACUCCCCUGUAAUAUAAGACGGACGGUUUCGAUCCCGGAUCGAAUGUUCCACGGUGACGUCACUCGACGCGCUUCGAGGCGGACGCGCUCGGACGAUGAAUCGUUUCAUUUAUAUUUAUAAGUGAUUGCACUUUUGAUUGUUUUUAGGCCCAGUAAAUCGGUAUUAGAGUAAAUAAGAAUACUUUCGAAAAAGUACAAAGUUUAAACAUAUAUACCUAAUAAUUAGUCUGUUAAUGAACGAUCAGUCCGUAGAAUUAAAAGUGCAGUUACAGAGUGAUUAUGACCAACCUCAGAAUCGUUUGGGAAUUCCAUGUCAAAUCGGGUAUUAGUAACGACUGAACCGGUGAAAUAAAUUCUUAAAACGGUAUCACAGUUGUGUUACGAAUUUUAUAAUUAUUAUUGGGAAAUUGAAAUUUUUUGAAAAUAUUUAAAAUUUUUGAAGUGACAUUUUUUUAUUAUAUUUAUAAAGUGCCAUAACAUAUUUCGUAACAAAAUUAUUAAGAAAAAUAUAAUAGAAACAUAAACUCACGUCGUUUUAUAUUUAUAACGUUUUACGCACACAUAGUUCUUUUAACUAAAUCUAGUUUUUUUAAGUGUAUUUUAUAUUGAUUUUUAAAUUAGCUCAUAAAUAUUUAUCAAUUUUGUUAAUUAUGUUGAAAAAUAUAGUAUCCAAAAUUGU